GGUAGAGGUACCUCUACCUACCUAUCAGUGUUUUUCAAUCCCGAAGCCACGCUGAAAAAAUUUUUCUUCAUCAGAUAACAACCAUAUUGAGUUAAUUAUCGAGCGCAAGACGUUGAGAUUAUUUUAUUUUCGUAUUCGUACUCGAACACACACUAGUAAACGCGUUUCUUGAUCAUGAUUAUGCGAUACUUCAUCUUCUGCAGUAUAUUUUUAUUCAUCGAUUUGAGCGACACAAGACCAGCACCGUUCAGGAUACCAAUACGUUUCGGGUCCGGGUUCGGGUUCGGGAGACCGAUGCCACCAGUGAAUCCGCCACCAGUAGCGAGGGCACCAGUAGGAGCAGGGAAGGCACCAGCAGGAGCAGGGAAGAAGGCACCAGGAAUGAAGCAGCCAGGCAAAGGAAAAAUAGCCAUACCUCGAACAAUGCCAUACAUAUUGCGUCAGUUUCCACCACCAAUGCGCACUCCUCCAAUACGUAUAAAUACAGGAAGAGAAGUAGGUGGAGCUGUAAGAACUCCACUACCAAUGCGCACUCCUCCAAUACGUAUAAAUACAGGAAGAGAAGUAGGUGGAGCUGUACGAAAUGCACUACCAAUGCGCACUCCUCCAGUACGUAUAAAUACAGGAAGAGAAGUAAGUGCAGCUGCAGGAACUCCACCGCCAAUGCGCACUCCUCCAGUACGUACAAAUACAGGAAGAGAAAUCGGUGCAGGUGUAGGAGCGCUACCAACAUUAGGCGCGGCAGCAAAAUACAAAGCACCAGGCGCCAAAGCUUUAGGUGCUGCACUAGCAACGCCCAGGCCAAUAUUACGUCCGGCACCAAAAUACAAAGCACCAGACCCCAAAGCUUUAGGUGCUGCACUAGCAACGCCCACGCCAAUAUUACGUCCGGCACCAAAAUACGAAGCACCAGACCCCAAAGCUGUAGGUGCUGCACUAGCAACGCCCACGCCAAUAUUACGUCCGGCACCAAAAUACAAAGCACCAGACCCCAAAGCUUUAGGUGCUGCACUAGCAACGCCCACGCCAAUAUUACGUCCGGCACCAAAAUACGAAGCACCAGACCCCAAAGCUGUAGGUGCUGCACUAGCAACGCCCACGCCAAUAUUACGUCCGGCACCAAAAUGCAAAGCACCAGGCCCCACACUACCACCUAUGCGAUCACACGAACACCCCCUAUGGGAUAUACUUAUACGCAAAUUUGGGGGCGGAGAUGAUUCGAGUGAGUAAUUUUAAAUGUAAGAAUAAGUAUCAUUAAGUAUAUGUAUGUAUGUAAAUAUGCGAUGUUUUCCUAUUCAGUAUUCAAUAUAAUUUGUACUUGAAACGAC
Planococcus citri (citrus mealybug) is the source of this 1328-nucleotide messenger RNA. RefSeq lists its product as uncharacterized. The record is from RefSeq and is a predicted model, not a curated record. Lineage: Eukaryota; Metazoa; Arthropoda; Insecta; Hemiptera; Pseudococcidae. Bases 175 to 1230 code for a protein of 351 amino acids. The transcript is spliced from 2 exons.